UCUUGGGACAUUUUCUUUUCUUUAUUGCAAUUUCUUUUUAUGUUUUUAGUCGCCUGAUAUAUAUCUGGCUUACAGAAAACGCAUGAACAUCAAUGCAAGAUGGUGAUGGUUCCUUCUGCUCCGACCGGCGGUGAAGAUCACGGUAAUUGCGAUUGCUGCAGUGGAGAAAGUUCUCCGACCUCUAUAUCGACCACAAACUGGCAAAUUGCUCACGGAUCUCUGGAAGGCGCCGUCACAUUCGAGUCAACUGACUCACCAAUUGACUCUGAUUCUACUCCAAAUUCGCCUCUUAUCGCCAAGCCCCAUUCACCUGAUUCCGGUCCUUGUGAGAUCAAAAUCUGCUUUGCUCAAAGGAAUGAAAUCCAGCAGGUUUAUGUUCGAAGCAGUGCACGUGUGUAUGAGAUAUACUAUGCAUCUUCUGUACAUGGUGAGAAUGAGUACCUUUGUACUGUUCGUUGUCACGCAGCUGAAAGAGAGGGACACAUUCUUUUAGCUAGUAAUGAAGAUGAAGAUGCUUCCAAGCAACAUAUGGAGGUUAUUAAAGAGGGAAUCCCAGGUAUGGAGAAAUUCACUGGGAAGGUAAAAUCUGGUUCCAGUAGUGAAGAGGAAUGGGUGGAUGUCAAAGUUCCUGGGGAUCCUACUGUUGAGAGUGGAGUCAAUUGGUCACUGAAUCACUCUGCCAUGAGUGAUGGCGGCAGCAUAGAGGAGCUUUAUGAGGCCACAGCUGAGAUUAGAGAUGCUGAACCUUGUGCUUCACUCACAAUCCGUUUCUUAUCUCUUCAGAGCAAAGAUUGUUUAUAUGUAGAUGAGGUUUACAUCUUUGGUGAUCCAUUUGUUCCUGUUGAUUCAGAAAACCCCCUUAUUCCAACAAUAGAAAGCUCAGCCCAAAGUUCCUUAAUGGCAAUGCUCGUUCCAACACUUCUGCAAUUAUCUAAAUCAGCCAUUAACCAAACUGACACUCAUUCUUCUGAUAAUAGGCAGAUAAAGGAUGAUGCUAAUGAUGAGGCGUUUACAAGGAGGACUGAUAUGAUAGAUGAUAAUACAAAUGGAAUUCACUGUGAAGAGAGGUCAAUGAUAGCCAAUGUGCAUGAAACUUUACCUCCAAAACAAUUGACAUCUGAUAAGAAAAACAAUGCUCCAGAAGACAUCGGAAGAGUUUUAGGACAACUUGUUGAGAGGAUGAACAGGAUUGAAGAAAUCUGUUUAAGGUUUGAAGAAACGAUGAUUAAGCCGAUAAACAGCAUGGACGUGAGGCUUCAAAGAGUAGAGGAGCAACUGGAAAUUCUUGCUAAGAACUCUCAACAUACCGGACUGCCUUCUUCUUGCAAAAGAUUCUCAGCUCCUUCAUUUUCAUGCACCGAUUCAAAUUUUGGAUCUUUUUACAAUGAGGGGAAUGACCAUCCUCCUAAUUUGGCAUCAGAGUUAAACAUUGGUUGUCCAGAUGAUGAUAAGCUGUCCAGCCCUACUGACAGUUCAUCAAUUUCCGUAAGUUCUCCACAUACGCAUCCAAGUCUUGUGAUUGAUGCCCCCGAGUUCUCAUGCGGAGAUGAGGAGGAACAAGAAGAAGAAGCCAACCUUGCAUUGGAACAUUCGCGUGUCUGUGGGGACCUAGACGUACCAUUGAAGUCUCCUGUAGAAGAAAAGAGAAAAGCUGUGUCGAUUGAUGAUGCUCUAGCUGCAGCACUUUCUGGGUUCAUAUCAACAUCUACCGCUUCUCUCUCAGAACCCAGUAAAAAAACUGAAGAAGUUUCUGGAUCCAACCCCAAUUGCGAGGCAGGUGGGAUCUCAGAAUAUUGUCCAAACAGUCCAGCUUUCUGGAACAAGUGUGUAAGAGAUGAAAUCAUCGAGGGUCUACCUUCAAAAUGUAGUCAGUCUCUCACAGUUACAGCUCCUGAGGAGAAAACAACUGCAAAUUAUACAUCGGGAGCAAGCCAAGCAGAUGAGAAACCCAAGACCGUUGAAAAGAGUGGAGAUGAUGCCAUAGAGGAAUCUGGUGCAUGUAAUCAGACGAUCACAAUUACAGCUCCCAAGUUCACUUUGGAAGAUUUAGAAGACGAUCUGCAGCCUUGUGAAAGGGAAAGCAAUGAAACAUGUACACUCAAUGAUGACUCAGUGAAUCAUGUGAUAAAUGAGGAAAUAAGCUCAGAUUAUGCAUUGCAAGAGAGCCAAACAAUGAUUAAAUCCGAGAUGGUGGAAAGUGGUGGUGGAGGUGCUGAUAUAUUGGAAAGAACCCGCCACUCGGUGCCUAGUAUGGAUUUUAAUAUUCCUAUUCUGGAGGUGAGUUUUGGAUCACAUGAAGAAGAUUUGUCAGGUAUGGCUUCGUUGCCUCUAGAAAUCCUCCUAGGCGGGAGCGGGGUCCACGUGGAAAAUGGAACCAAAUCUACCAUAUCAGACGGAGGAAAUAAUGAUGUGAUGGGUAGAGAUGAUGAUUCAAGGGAUAAUGACUGUUUGGUGGAUUAUCUUAGCAGCAGUUGUGCCAAUGUGGAUGAAGGAUCGUUUGUGGUGUCCUCUUCUCUCAUAUGAUAAAGCCAGGGUAAUAAUUGGGUACGUUAGAAAAUUGUGCAUGAAAAUAGUUGCAGGUGACUUUUAUGUGCACUUUCUGGGAUUCUGAGUUGUGCUUUCUUGUAGUUGAAGGAGGGACACAAUUCCCCUGCUCUCUCAUGAGUCAUGCCUAACUUUUUUUAGUGUCAUUCUUGGUUGUCCGUCUUUGUUUUCUUGCUGUUUCUGUUUCUUCUAUUAAUGUAUUGGUUGUUCUUCUGUUCCUCUUUGUGUUGUCCAAUACAGUUCAAAUUUGAGAUGAACAAUUGGUCGGCUUCUUCUAUACAUGCCUACGGUCUACCUACAUACAUACGAGUACAAAUUAUGUAUUAGCCAACAAUACAUAAAUUACGGAGUAGGUAUUAGCCAACAUGUGAUGUCACAUACAAACUUGCCUACCUAUCAUAUAUUCAUUCAUAUGUGUUAGCCAACAA
Cuscuta epithymum is the source of this 2972-nucleotide messenger RNA. NCBI's taxonomy places the organism in Eukaryota, Viridiplantae, Streptophyta, Magnoliopsida, Solanales, Convolvulaceae. The record is from the annotation of a GenBank genome assembly.